AAGCAGCUUUCCUCACUGUCUUUGUAAUUUUCAAGGGGACUUUUCUCCACCACGAACUCGGUCCCUUCGGUCAAAGAAGAUGACAUGUUCGACUGAUGUGGCUCUCCUUUCAAAGGGAAACAAAGGAGAUGUUAAAGAGGCUGGCAAAGAGCUGCUGCAGUCCAAUCCUGAAGACAGUCCAGCAGUCAAAAUUAAACAGCAUCAGGUAGAGGAACUGCCCAGUCUCCUAAAACCAGAUGGUUCUAAUAUGGGAAACAAUUCAGAAGGGACACAUGCUGCAGAGAUUGGAAAUACAGAGAGGGAAGAGACUGCUGUUCAUGAUCCAAAUCCUGGUUUUGAGCUGAAAAGCCAUGAAGAGCAAGCUAAUGAUUGUAUUAAUGGAAAAGGAACGUCCUCAGAAGAAUGUAGCAGAUCACCAAACCAACCGCAGGUAUCUCUGCCGGUCUCUGAUAAUGACAGCGAAUCCUCUUGUGGCAUUUUGGAGAAGCAAGUUGUUGAAAAGGAAGGCUGUAAUUUAAAGAGAAAUCAAGACACUGACAAAGAUCAGCCCAGCUGUUUUCUGACCGAUGCCAAGGAGUCGGCGGUGAGUUUCCCAGUCAAGAAGAAGCGAAGGAUGGGAAUGUGCGGUCUGACAGAGAAGGAACGGAGUUACUAUCUACGGACACAGCAGAGAGACGGAGAGGCGCGUGAUAGAACAGCUGAGCUGGAAGCUUUAGAAGAAGAUGUCUCCACAAUACAUUUAGAGUCGGCACCUUUUCCCAUCUCAGCUGAGGUCAUGGAGGCAACCACGGAAGAGCCUCAGUGCCCGCACAGUGGAGAUGAUCACCGAGCGGGAACUGAAGUCAGCCAUGCUGUGAUAGAAUCAAAUGGAACCGGUACCACGAUUAACCCAGCCUGCUUAGAGGGAGGACAACAUGAGGCCAGCGGAGGCUCUCUGGCUGGUUCAGAGUUAAAUGGCAACACAGAAUUAAUACAACCCGCAAAGGAAGAAGAAAAGAAACAUCUGGAGAACCUGCUGGCAACAGAGGCUCAGGUGCCGGAAAUUCAAAUAAAAAUGGGUGAAGAUUUCUCUCAAAAAGUCGAGAUAAAUACCCUCGGUGCAAAGCAGCCUGAGGAAAGUGAUGCUGAGGCUGCUGGUCCACACAUGUGCUGUUCCAGCGGGACAACAGAUGAAAGAAAUAUAGAGACGACUGAGCAAAGCUCUUCCUCUGCAGACUCUCUGUCUAAAGAAUUAAACAGUGGUUCUAAGAAACUCUGUGUCACUUCACUGACAUCUUCAGUCCCAGAGAGGAGUUACAGCUGUGAUUCCAAUGAUGAUACAGCUGCUGGUCCAUCUGUAGCUGAACACACUCCAACCAGGGACCCAGGCGACCUGUUGAGCUCUGGAUGCUUAGAUUACGUGUCAGACUCGCAGCUUAACACCAUUCCCCUCAUUGAAGAAGAAUCUGAUGGAUCAAGCCGUCUUGAAGAUGCCACGGAGCUGAUCUGCGGACUGAUCAGAGAACUCUCCUCUAUGAACCGAAAGGUGAUGGUUGCUCAUCGAGAACUGGAGAAUCUGCGACGCAAACCUUCAAGAAGCUCCAUGCGCUAAUUGCUUUGCUAAGGGUGUUGUUCUCAUGCAGUUGCUGUCUUGUUCAUCUGUAAUAAGAAUAUACAAGUUGAUUCAAUAAGUAUAAUACAAAAGCAGUUUUUUUUGCCAUUUAUUCUUAA
Cyprinodon variegatus (sheepshead minnow) is the source of this 1710-nucleotide messenger RNA. RefSeq lists its product as uncharacterized. The record is from RefSeq and is a predicted model, not a curated record. The transcript has 6 exons. Gene Ontology annotation, biological process: double-strand break repair involved in meiotic recombination. The coding region runs from base 80 to 1591 and encodes 503 amino acids. Lineage: Eukaryota; Metazoa; Chordata; Actinopteri; Cyprinodontiformes; Cyprinodontidae.